Molecule: messenger RNA, 1510 nt
Organism: Pocillopora damicornis (cauliflower coral)
Lineage: Eukaryota; Metazoa; Cnidaria; Anthozoa; Scleractinia; Pocilloporidae
Product: cytochrome P450 20A1
Cellular component (GO): membrane
Molecular function (GO): heme binding; oxidoreductase activity, acting on paired donors, with incorporation or reduction of molecular oxygen; monooxygenase activity
Source: RefSeq, a predicted model, not a curated record
UCUGCUCUUAAAAAGCUCCUUAGGUACAGGAAAGUAGAUAUUGGAACUGCCUUUGCAUUGUAGAACCGAAAAAAUGUUUCCUUCUCAUAUGUCUGUGAAUGAUCUGGGUGUAUUUGCAGUAGUGAUGGUUUUUGGUUUGUUGAUUGUUCUUUUGUUCAUGUUUGACUUCAGGGGUACAUCAAAAGGCCCAUCAAUUCCAGGAGAGGAACCAUCAGACCCAGAGAUGGGUAAUCUGGGUGAUAUGGGAAAAGCAGGCAGCCUUCACCAGUACAUGAUGUUAUUACAUGAGAAGUAUGGUCCUAUAGCAGGAUUCUGGUGGGCCAAACAAUACGUUGUUAGUUUAGCAGCUCCAGAGUACUGGAAAGAAAUAAAGUCAAUCUUUGAUAGACCUGGGGAUCUUUUCAGGCUGUUUGAACCGCUCAUUGGCAAGAAAAGUAUCCAGUAUGCCAAUGGUCCAGAUGGAAGGAAGAGAAGACAGCUGAUGGACAGAAGUUUUAGUCAUGAAGCUGUCAAGGACUACUAUGAUCACUUUGUCAAGAUUGCCAAAGAGACAGCUGACAAGUUUGCUAAGGGUGGUUCUCAAGAACAUAUUCCUUUGGGGAAAAGUAUGAUUGCCAUGGCAAUCAAAGCCAUCUCUGUUGCAGGAAUGGGCCGUUCAUUUAUGGAUGAAAAGGAAGUUGACAAGUUAGCCGCAGUAUAUGAUGUGUGCUGGGAGGAGAUGGAGGAACGUCUCACAUCACCUCCUCCUGGUCCAGACAGUGACAGAGAGAAAAAUUUUCAAAAAGCUCGAGCUGAGAUGCAGAAACUUGUCAGAGACCUCAUUAGAAAGAGGCGUCAGGACACAGAAAAAGCUGAAAAGUUAUUCAUUGACUCCAUGUUGGAUAAUGACUUCAUGGAUGAAGAAGAGAUUUGUGACCAUGUUAUAACUUUUCUUAUCGGAGGAUUCCAUACUACAGGAAACAUGAUGAUUUGGUGUUUGUACUUCCUGACCAAACAUCCAGAGAUCCAAGAAAAAGUUUUUGCUGAACUGGAAGAAGUUCUGGGACAGGAGGACAUCAAACCUCAAGUAGUGACAGAACUGACGUACACUCGUCAAGUAAUAGAUGAGACACUUCGUGCUUCAGUACUCGCUCCAUGGGGAGCCAGAGUCCACGAGUAUGACCUCCAAGUCGGAGAAUUUGUUAUUCCAAAAGAGACCCCCAUUCUUCUUCCGUUUGGAGUUGUAUUACAAGACCAGAAUUUGUGGCCAGAGCCGAAAAGGUUUGAUCCAGAUCGCUUCAGUUCAGAGAACAUCAAACAGCUUCCAAGCCUUGCUUACCAGCCGUUUGGAUUCGCUGGAAAACGCAAGUGUCCCGGAUGGCGGUUCUCGAUCGCGGAGGGACUGGUGUUCUUGUCUGUUCUCAUAAGACGCUUUAAGUUCCAUCUUGUUGAAGGACAGGAAGUGAAACCUGUUUAUCGCCUUGUGACGUCACCAGCUGAGGAGGUCUGGGUCACAGUGACUGAGAGAUGA